This is a messenger RNA of Loa loa (African eye worm), 1036 nucleotides long. RefSeq names its product 50S ribosomal protein L13e. The transcript is spliced from 3 exons. Gene Ontology annotation, biological process: translation. Gene Ontology annotation, molecular function: RNA binding; structural constituent of ribosome. NCBI's taxonomy places the organism in Eukaryota, Metazoa, Nematoda, Chromadorea, Rhabditida, Onchocercidae. Bases 228 to 962 code for a protein of 244 amino acids. Gene Ontology annotation, cellular component: ribosome; cytosolic large ribosomal subunit. The record is from RefSeq and is a predicted model, not a curated record.
GGAUCAUUGACAACUCGACAUUGAUUCCCAGUUUUUAUUUGAGUACCUUUUGGCCUAGUUAACGUGGCAGUAAAGUUAGAGACAAAUUUCAUUUCGAGAUGAUUCUCCCACUAUGCGUCGAAGAUUCUGAUUUUUUGGCCAUUUCGAAUUUCCUACUUAUUGUUCGCAUAAAAAUACAAGCUAGCUAUGUGCCAUUGAAAUACUAGGGAGCCAGGGCUGCCAUUGAAAUGCUUUUCUUGUGCUUUCAAAACUUUGGAAGCAAGUUUUACAUAAGUUCGGUUUACGACUUUUUCAUGGUUAAAUCUUCUUUUGUAGGUAGCAAAAUGGCUCCUAAAGGGAAUAAUAUGAUACCGAAUGCGCAUUUUCAUAAGGACUGGCAGAGUCGUGUGCGCACAUGGUUUAAUCAGCCAGCGCGAAAGGAACGUAGACGGCGUAAUCGGUACAAGAAAGGUCGACUGAUUGCACCUCGUCCCGUUGCGGGUUUGUUAAGACCGGCAGUACGUUGUCCUAGUGUUCGUUAUAACAAAAAGGUGAGACUGGGACGAGGAUUCACCUUGGAAGAGCUGAAGGCGGCUGGCAUCGGAAAACGAGAGGCUCGUACUAUUGGUAUUGCGGUAGAUUACAGGCGUACAAACCGGUCUUUGGAAUCCUUACAGCAAAAUGUUAAACGUUUAAAGGAAUACAAAUCGAAACUAAUAUUGUUCCCGAAGAAAUUAAACGCGCCCAAAAAAGGAGAUAGUAAUGCUGAUGAACUUAAGCUAGCUACACAAUUGCGUGGAGUCAUCCUUCCUGUCAAGCAGGUUGUUCGUCGAGAGAAGGCCCGUGCAGUGACUGAGGAGGAGAAGAAAUUCGAAGUAUAUUGUCAUUUACGACGACUCCGUGCCGACAAACGUUUGAAAGGUGCUCGAGAUAAAAAAGCUCGCGAGGUUGCCGAGGAAGGUAUUGGUGGUGGCAGACGAUAACUUGUUUUCUUUUUGAGGACAGUAAUUUGGUUAUAUUUUGCACUGUUUUUUGAUAAAUAUUAUUACUCUCCCUA